Homalodisca vitripennis (glassy-winged sharpshooter) is the source of this 2876-nucleotide messenger RNA. RefSeq names its product cyclin G (gene CycG). The transcript is spliced from 6 exons. Bases 247 to 1233 code for a protein of 328 amino acids. NCBI's taxonomy places the organism in Eukaryota, Metazoa, Arthropoda, Insecta, Hemiptera, Cicadellidae. Gene Ontology annotation, biological process: mitotic cell cycle phase transition; regulation of cyclin-dependent protein serine/threonine kinase activity. Gene Ontology annotation, cellular component: nucleus; cyclin-dependent protein kinase holoenzyme complex; cytoplasm. Gene Ontology annotation, molecular function: cyclin-dependent protein serine/threonine kinase regulator activity. The record is from RefSeq and is a predicted model, not a curated record.
UACGCUCGCUUCAAGUGCCUUUUUUUAGCCAGAAAAACUUUUUGUAAUCUGAAAUAAUGUGCGUGAAUAAGAAAUAGUUACAAUCUAAUAUAACAGAUCAUUGACCGUUAAGUGGAACAUUUUAGUCAGUUUCAGUAUUACUUAUAAUAAGUGGAGUGGAAGCCGAGUGCGGGAAUAAUUAGAUAACAGGCCAGAAUUUGGACCAUUCUUGGGGUGUGACUGGUCCAGUGUGGUGACAUCGCAGGAAUGGACCAAGGCCCUCCGGAUGCUCUCCAGCCCCUCUUGAACCAGCUCACAGAAUAUCUGGCUCUGGAGCUCAAGUUCAAGCCUAACCUCCAACUUCCUCUUUGUAGUCCUGGAGGGGAUGUGACUGUUGGUAUCAGGGACGGUACAGCCCAUGUGCUGAGGUGCCUCAAGAUCUGGUAUGACAUGCCUUCUGAAGUGCUCUUCGUAGCAGUCAAUUUAGUGGACCGUUUUCUCUCUAAAAUGAAGGCUCAUCCCAAGCACAUGGCCUGUAUCGCAAUCGCGUCAUUCCAACUGGCGGCGGAGAUGGUGUGUCGAGGGAAAGUGGGCUGUCCACAGGUACCUCAGGCUAUCGAGGUGGCCGCGAUCUCACAGUGCAAAUGUACUAAUGGUGACCUCCAGCGUAUGCAGGGCAUCAUCACCUCCAAGCUUGGUUCCCAGGAUGGUUCUCUACCAAUCACAGCUGUGGAUUUCCUGAAGGUCUUUCAUACUCUCUUCCUUGCUGUCGAUGAAGGAAACGUUUAUUCCACAAUGGUGGAAGGGAGUGAAUUAUGCCAUAAGCUGGAAAUCGUGGCUUGUGAUGCUGCAGUGAGCAAUUUCCGUCCGUGCGAAGUGGCCUUGGUGGUGAUCUGCGUGCAGAUGGAUGCUGGAGUCUCUCGACUCACUCACAGGCCUGCCCAUGAACACGUCUCCGCUGUUGUCAAUUUUGCAACUCAUCUCCAGAAACAUUGCAAGAUUGAUGAAUUCAGUUUUUACGAGUGCCAUGAAGCUGUUCUAAUGAUCAUCGGUCGAUACAACUCCCAGCAACAAACACCCAAUCGCCAACGCCUUGUAUGGAAAUUGUCUCACAGAACUCUACGAUACUUGCGACCGACUGACAGGCUUGUGAAAACGCUGCCGACAAUAAACGAACACGCUUUGACCCGUUCCGACAGUACCAGCUCCGAGGACAGCUGGGUGGAGGAAGAGUGGCCAGUCAAUUCUGUUUAAGUUAAGCAUGAAUCUUGAAUCUAAAAAAAAAUUACAAAAGUAUUAUAAAGUACAAAAAAAACUAAUUGCCAUGAAAAAGUAAAAAAAAAAAAAAUACUUAAGAAUUAACAUUAAUGUAGUGAAUUAAAUAACAGAGCUUUUCAUUAAAGAAACAAUUUCAAUUAUUGUUUUGUAUUUGCUAGUUUUAUUGAAAUGAAAUAUUUUUGUGUGGUGUGAGUGUUGCCAAAGGUGUACAACUUAUGAUGUGGUUGUUUCUAUAAUGAUAAGUUCAUUAUUUCCUUUUUUGGCUCUUGAACAAAUUGUCCGUUUGAAUUAUGAUCACUAUUAUAAUCUUGAAAUGAUGAUGUUUUUAAAAUAAACUCACUUUAGAAUUGCAUGCAAGUUAUUAUCAGUUAGCUUUUCAUUCAAAAUUUUUCUUCAAUAAAGGGUUUUUUUUCUCUCAUUGAAGAUCCAAGGGACCAAACAUUCAGCCAGAUUACAACUAUAUGGUUGAUUGAAAUUGGGGUGGUUUUACACUGGAUACAUAGUAAAACACGCUGGAUACAAGAACGAACGUUUUACUUAAGAUGUAAGCUGUCCAAAUCAUUUAAUUUUACUUGGCUGUUAUCUACUUAUUUCUUUACAGUGCUAAUUUUACUAGUCACUCCUGCUGUUACCACCAUUUGGUAAAAUGUGGCAUUACUAGAGUUUUAGUCUACAUAAUCUAUUUGCUUUAUUCUAUGUCUAUGUUCCUUGUCUCUUGAAUUUUAUAUUGUUUUUCGUUCCACCAUACGUAAUGAAGAUUAGUGUAAUUGCAUGUUAAUAAUACCUUCUCAAUGAGGAAAUUGUAUUGUUCUCUUUGAUAAAGUAUGCUGUCAGGGUGUCAGAUGACGCAGGCUUAACAGUAUAGUAUAAAACAUUACUGCUUUGCUGAGUAUGAAAUAUGAAGUUGAAAAUACAUUGUAAACAUAAAAUUCUAUAUUUAGAACUUAGGUCUUAAUAUUGGAUUUGAAAACAUGCAUGAGUUUUGUAAACGAUCAUAGCACAAAACAUUUUUUGAUAGUAUGAAUGAUAUGUAACGAAAUUUGUUUUUAAAUAAAUAGUUUUAGUUCUAAUGAGAAACAUGGUCUCCAUAACAUCUUUGGAGCAUAACUGGAACUAAAAUUAAAUGCAUAUAUAAAAGUUACGGUGACCUUUGUGGUAUUAGUAUUUUAUACAUGAUUGAAUUUAUUUUAAAGUAAUUUUAAUGCUAUUUUAUAUAUAUGGAGAAAAUUUAUUUUUAAGAUAUGAUUACUGUACAUCACACAAUAUGUACAAACACCUGAUCUCUUCUAAUGGCCCUGUCACAAUGAAAUUUAUUUUAUUGGUCCAUUUUGUGUAAAUAAUUGAUUAUAAAUUAUUGUUUUAUCGACAAAUUUUAUGUAAGUGUAAUUUUGUUAGAUGUCCAGAGUGUAAACAGCAGUUGAAAUUUGUACAGAUUUAUUUAUUGAUAAUUGUAAAUAAGCUUUAAAUUUGUUUGAUGUAAUUACUGUGAUGUCAUUUCAGAUUAUAGAAAGAGUAAUGUAGAUUAUGUAUUAAAUGUUUUCACACUGAAUCCAGUCUGCGCACUGUUUAAAUGUCGUUUACUAUUGUUAAUGAUUAAAGAGUAAGUUAAUGUCAUUUUA